This is a messenger RNA of Exophiala dermatitidis NIH/UT8656, 1553 nucleotides long. RefSeq names its product iron-sulfur cluster-binding protein. Gene Ontology annotation, molecular function: 2 iron, 2 sulfur cluster binding. Bases 108 to 1364 code for a protein of 418 amino acids. The record is from RefSeq and is a predicted model, not a curated record. NCBI's taxonomy places the organism in Eukaryota, Fungi, Ascomycota, Eurotiomycetes, Chaetothyriales, Herpotrichiellaceae. The transcript has 4 exons.
UUCCAAACAGCGCCUUCCAGCAACGGUGGAUAAGAAAGCCUCUUGCGCUCAGAUCCUGUGAGGGCCCAUACAUUGAAACUUUGUAUCAACCAAGAUAGGCCGCAAUUAUGGAGCUAAUAUUCCCAUUCAGCCGUUUGCUUUUGCCGGAUAUGGCUUCGUUGGGGUAUGCUUUUUUGUUGUUCUGCUUGGCCUAUAUUUUGGGUCGAUCCGUUGUGAGCUUUGCUCAUAGGAUGCUAUUCUCAGACGAAACCAAAUUCCAUCACAGAGCAUCGGGUCUUGAUCAGGCUGAAAAGGGCAGACUCAAAAGGCACGAGGAUGCAUCUGAGGAAGACAAUUUUCAACUGGAGAAAAGAGCAUUUUUCAGCAAGACAUGGUUAUUUGUAUGCCAUCGCAGCAGAUUCAACAAGCCUGGGGAUUACCACACCUUUGAUAUUGCAGGGAUUUCCUUCUUCGUUGUCUUAAGCAAGGAUAUGAAGGUUCGAGCAUUUCAUAACGUCUGCCGGCAUCGAGCCUAUACCGUGGUACGGAAGUCAUGUGGCACUUCUACCCGAUUCUCGUGCAAAUAUCACGGAUGGCAGUAUGACGAUCAAGGCCGGCUUGUUAAAGCGCCAAAAUUUGAUGAGUCUCCGGGGUUCGUUGCGGAAGACAACGGCCUGUUCGAGGUCAAGUUGAUUCUCACCAAUGAAGGCCUUGUCUUUGUGAACUUCGAUGCCGGUACAUUAAACCUUCCUUUUGAUAAUGUCAAAUCUCAGGUGGACCUUGGUAACUGCUCCUGGGUGGAAGGAAUGAAUGUGACCUGUGCCAUGAACUGGAAAUGUAUAGCAAAUGAAUUCUCAAACCAAUGUCAAUGGACCACAACCCCUUACCGAUGGCUUGCGCGGUUCCACAGGCAAAAGAUGGCAGCAUUAUUGGGCCCCUUGAGCAUGAUUAGGGAGUUGAGGCAAGGACUCUGGUGCACCAUGACGCUCCUGCCACGAUCGGCCUCCGAAGUCGUUGUCAGGUGCGAUAUAUACGCCAGAGAGGGCCAUCAAGAGCCACCAGACGUCGUUGAGAGAGAGAAGUGGUUGCUGGAAAAGGAAUUGCUCAACCUGCCCAGAACCGAUAUCCGCGACAAAGCGUCGAUGACGGGUUUCGCGUAUAGAUGUGGAGGCCGCUCCAUUGAUCUAUUCGCGAUCCUGGUGCAACAUCAACGCAACGAGACAUUGGCCAGGAGGAAGUUACAGCCAGCCAUUAGAAUUACAGGCACAGCCGACAUCGACGAAGAAGCGGCGGCAAUAUGCGACGCAGUUGAUGAAAUGGACAAUGCCCCUACCUUUGGGAGAUGCUCGAACAUGUCGAGUUCCUCUCACAAGCUGGAGUGGUAGCUGGACUAUGGCGAUAUGAGGCUGGCUGGUAGAGGAGCUCACGGGUUGUGCUACCGGUCAAGCAACGGCGGCGCUGUCCCUGGAGGUCUACGGCGAGGCCGGCAUGCAAUUAUGUCGAAGAUCAUACAGUAUCAGCAACAGCAAGUAGCCACUGCAGACCAAGUCGGAAGCUGAACGAGAUGACUGAAC